Molecule: messenger RNA, 5831 nt
Organism: Styela clava
Lineage: Eukaryota; Metazoa; Chordata; Ascidiacea; Stolidobranchia; Styelidae
Source: RefSeq, a predicted model, not a curated record
UGCAGCAGUGUCUUUAAUGAUUGACAGGCGAGAUUGUAUGACGUCAUAGUUAGAAUGUUUCGUUUAGUUAGAAUGAUCUGGAAAUCAUGUCAUUUCCUGUCUCUGGCCUGUAACACGAGUUAGUGCUGUCCCUGUAUAGUUCAGACGUGUGUGGCUGUAUUAAUAUUAUUCUAGUGUCAGAUUUUGUUGUUUGAAUCUGCAUGUAUAAAUAUGAGCUUAGGAUAUGUACCGGUACUGGUAUUGAGUUCAGUUGCAUAUUGUUUUGACGAAAAGGUAAUUGAUUGUUAUGUUCUUGUUUACACAGUUUGUUAUAAUAAUCUGCCAGAGAAGCACCGAAUUCAAUGUCAGUUACCGCAGUUUCAACAUUAUAAUUAUCAAUUAGCAUUUAACCGGAACACAAUAUUUCAUGUUUGAUGACAUUACUGCAUUAUUUCUGGACUUUGUCCUGUGGAAGCUGGAUUUUCAUGCUAUUAAAAUAUUGAAACACGAGUCAAGCUGCAUUGAAUUGUUAUUAGAUUCGUCUGCUAGCAUUCCAUCAACAGACUAAGGAAGGGAUCGAAUGCCUGCAGCCACAGUAACUGACAAUAGGUCUGCUGAACUGUCAGAUUCGAGUCAUCAGGAAUAUUUACAGAAUUAACAACAAUAACAGUCAACAGAAUAAUGGCAAGUCAAGACAACCGAGAAGAAGGAAUAUCAAAGUUCACACCAACAGCUGACAAUCCAAAUUAUGUCAAUUCUGAUGUCAAUUUCGAGUUGCUUGCAUCUUCGAGUGGUAUGUCAAAAGAAAUAGAAGAAACAAUGAGCGAUAUACCCAAUGUGGAUUUAAGGUGCCUUUCCAAACAAGUUCAGCAUUUAACUGAUGAGAUGAAAGGUGAAGAUGAUGCAAUUUCAAUUGCUGGUUCUGCUUGCUCUAAUUGCAGUCACAAAAGUUCAAUUUCUCAACAAAGCAACUCCAGCCUUGUUUCACUUAGACUGAAAUAUAAAACAAAUCUUGCUGACCUGAAAGUAAAGCAAAAGUAUCAGCAAGAGGAGGAUAGACUAAUGAAGGAGUUCCAGUCAUCAAUGAGCAAUCUUAAGCUUCGAAGAGAAAUUGAAGUAAAUGAAGCCUGCCUAUCUGUUCUUGAUGAAGAAGAAGUGAAACUUCAACUGGAAAGUAAUGAGCUCUUGGCUAUAGCCAGUCAGGACUCUGGUAAGGUUCCAGAGUCGUCAAGUUGCCAUGGAGAGCCAUUGCUAUUACAACUGGAAGGUACCAAGCAGCUGAAAUUAACCAAUCAAAAUUUAGGUGAGACAUCUAAGUUGCCAAGUUGCCAUGGAGAGCCAUUGCUAUUACAACUGGAAAGUACCAAGCAGUUGAAAUUAACCAAUCAAAAUUUAGGUGAGACAUCUAAGUUGCCAAUAUGCCAUGGAGAGCCAUCUCUAUCACAAUUAGAGAAUACCAAGUCUUUGAAAUUAACCGAACGGAAAUUAGAUGGGGCUUCCAAGUUGCCAAUAUGUCACGGAGAGCCAUCUUUACCAACAUCAGCUAGUUAUGUUUAUUCUGUUUCUGGUUCAACAAGACAUUUGCGAACGCCAUCAACCAUAAUUUGCUCAUCACAUCCACAAUUUGUAAAUUCUGUCGUGCAGCACCUUCCAAUCGACGGUCAAUGUUACACACAAAAUGCCAUGCAAAGUGUUCCAUUUUCAUAUGGGUACACACCAAUGAGCAAUUUACCAUCUCCACAAAGCCUGUAUUCUACUGUGAGACAAGGUGAUAACUUGCUAAGCCAGCUCAAUGGUCAAAACAUUGUCAACAAUCACCCCUUUUCCAGUGGAAUUAAGACAACAUGUGAUAGAUCAGCAGAUAGAGGAGGAGCUCAAUAUAGACUUCCAGAAAUCAAAAUUGAAGUAUUCACUGGGGAAAUUAUUGAAUAUCCAUCAUGGGAGACUGCAUUCAAUGGUUUAGUUGAUAACAAAGCGGCAUGUGUAGAACAAAAGUUGAAUUUGCUCAGCCAAUAUUUGAGCGGUGAGCCGAAAGAACUUGUGCAAGGUUAUUUGUUACUUCAGACCGAAGAUGCAUAUGUAAUGGCAAAGGAGGAGCUGAAGCGAAGGUAUGGGAAUUCAAAUUUGAUAAGUAAAGCGUUUGCUACUAAAUUGAAAGAAUGGCCCAAUAUAGCACCACAUGACCCAAUUAGCAUAAGAAGGUUUUCUGACUUCCUAAAUCAGCUUCUGGCUGCAAAAAGGCGGUUUCAGUGUUUGGGUAUUCUGGAUUACUCCCAAGAAAAUACGAAUAUUGUGGCAAAGUUGCCAUAUGACGUUAUAAACUUGUGGAGAAUUGAAGUUAGAAAGUAUAAACAAGAAAAGAAAAAUGAAAAUGCUUAUCCAUCUUUUGAUGUUCUUGUAAGAUUUGUGUACGAUCAAGCAGAGAAUGCCAACAUUCCAGAAUUGAGUGAUCUCAAAAAAGAAUCUAGAGCAUCAUAUCACAAAGCCGAUAUGUCAAACAGAAGAUCCAAGGUUGUGGUGCUAUCCACUUCAACAAAAGAAGAGUGUGAAUCACAAUGUAAAUUUUGUAAUAAGGAUCAUUUUCUCCAAGAUUGUGAGAAGUUCAUUAGUUUAUCAAGGAUGGACAAGAAACAAUUCAUUCUAAGCAACAAUCUUUGUUUUGCGUGUGGCUCGGGAAGCGGUCAUUUUGCACGAAAUUGUAAAGAUAAGGCGAAGUGCAAAAUAUGCCAGAAAACUCAUAUGACUUGUUUUCAUCAAGCAGAAAAACGAAAGACGUCAGAGCAGACCACAUCUUUAUGCACUACGACCAGUAACAAGAUUGACCAAUUGCAUGACAUCGAAUGUGACUUAUCUAUGAUACUUCCAGUGUGGAUCAGAGAUAAAGGUGAUCAUAGUAAGGAAGUUUUGUCUUAUUGCAUUCUAGAUGAGCAAUCUAAUACAGGCUUCAUCAGUCAUCAGGUCCAGGAAGAACUUGGUGUCAAGGGACACGAAACCAGCAUAACUCUAUCAACAAUGUUCAAAAGCAAUGUGGCCAUUGCAACUAGAAAAGUAUCAUGUUUGGAAGUGCUCAGCUAUGAUCGUAAAGUGUGUAUAGGAUUGCCACCGGUGUACACUCGAGAAGAAAUUCCAAUUAGACGAUCACAAAUACCCACACCAGAUAAGGCAAGGGCAUGGCCUCAUUUAGAAAAAAUUGCUGAUCUAAUUCCACCAUAUCAUCCAAUCGUUCCAGUUGGAUUAUUGCUUGGGAACAACAUUCCUAGUGUACUGAGACCUAGAGAAAUAAUUGCUGGCCAUGAUGACCAGCCAUAUGCUCAAAGGUCAAUUCUGGGCUGGGGAAUUGUUGGAGCAGUGCGGAGGUCUUCACUCAAACCAGCUGUUUCUCAUCUGAUUGAUACCGAUGUAAGCAACCAUGAUGUAGAUAUUUAUCCUGAAGUAACAUGCAGAUUUGCUUUAUUGACAAAGACAAAAGAAAUUAUUGAGCCUCACCAUCUACAGCGAAUGCCGGAGCUAGAAUUCACAGAGCGUGAAAAUAAAUACAGCGAGCUUUCCAUUGAUGACUCUCGAUUUUUGAAAAUUUCAUCAGAAAAUAUAGUCAGAACCAAUGAUGGUCAUUUCGAAAUGCCUCUGCCUUUAAAGUCUAGGGAAGUUUCAUUACCAAAUAAUAGAUCACUAGCAUUGCGUAGACUGCUCCAACUUAAAAAGAGACUACUGAAAGACGAAAGAUUUAAAAAUGACUACCUUUUGCAGGGUCCGAAUUUAAUGUCAAAUUUGGUUGGAAUUUUAUGGAGAUUCAGGCAAGAUUCUAUUGCAGUAGUAAGCGAUAUUAAGUCCAUGUUCCACCAGUUUUAUGUAAAAGAAGAAGACAGAAAUCUCCUACGGUUCUUAUGGUGGGAAGAUAGCAACUUCAACAGAAGUAUCGUAGAAUUUCGAAUGAAAAGUCAUCCAUUUGGAGCAGCCAGCAGUCCAGGUUGUGCAAACUUUGGUUUAAAACGAUGUGCUGAUGAAGGAGAAGCCGAAUACGGAGAAGCGGCAGCUAACUAUAUUCGACAGGAUUUCUAUAUGGAUGAUGGGUUGAAGUCUGUGGCUACAUUUGAAGAAGCAGUUGAUUUAAUUCAACAGAGACGAGCACUCUGUGCCAGUGCUGGCCUCAAAUUGCAUAAAUUCAUAUCUAAUAACUGCGAAGUGCUUGAAUCCAUACCAGAAGAUGAAAGAGCUAAGGAUAUUAAAACUCUGGACGUCACAGUUGAUCCUCUACCAAUUGAAAGGACUUUGGGUAUUGUCUGGUGUAUUGAAUCUGACGAUUUUCAGUUCAAAAUAGAAAUAAAGGAUCUACCGUUUACUAGAAGAAACAUCCUCUCUUCGGUGAGCUCUAUUUUUGAUCCUGUGGGAUUUUUAGCACCAGUUGUUUUAAGAGGGAAAAUGAUUUUACAAGAACUCUGCAAAGAAAAAUAUGACUGGGAUGACCCAGUGCCUAAAUAUUUGCGAAGUGAGUGGGAAAAAUGGCGCAAUGAAAUUCUAGAAUUGGAGCGACUGAAGAUUCCUCGCUGUUAUAAACCUGAAGACUUUGGCCGUAUCAGCUCUGUUGAACUUCAUAGUUUCUCGGAUGCCAGUGAAAUUGGUUAUGGCCAGUGUACUUAUUUGAGACUGACUAAUGAGCGGGGUGAGAUUCAUUGCAGUUUUGUUAUGGGAAAGGCUCGUGUAGCCCCGUUGAAGCAAAUCACAACACCAAGAAUGGAGCUGACUGCAGCUGUGAUCUCAGCAAAAAUGAGUGACCUAAUUGUUCGGGAGCUCGAGUAUAAGGACAUCAGUGUUUUUCAUUGGGUGGAUAGCAAAGUAGUUCUCGGCUACAUAAAUAAUGAGGCAAAAAGAUUUCUUGUGUUCGUAGCUAACCGUGUGCAACAGAUACACGAUUUGAGUAAAUCUGAUACAUGGUUUUACAUCGAUUCAUCUGCGAAUCCUAGUGAUGACGCCUCAAGAGGCAUAAGUGCAAGAGAACUUCUUUAUGAUUCUCGCUGGCUAAGAGGACCAGAAUUUCUUUGGCAACAAGAUCAGAGUUGGAAAAGCUCAUUAUAUAAAGCUGAUGAGGAAACUGAAAAUUGUUUGAUAGAGGAAACGAUGAAUCGGCGAACUAGUAAUUAAUCCCAUAUGUAAUUAUUGAGAGUUGGUUCCGCAAGUGUAAUUUUCUUUAGAUUUUGUAAGGAAUCUAUGUGUAAAUAGUGCUGUUUCUUUUUUAAUGUUACUCUGUUUAAUUUUAUAUGUUCAUUGAGUUAGGUUUAGAGUUGAUUUGUAUAAUUGCAAAACAUAGUAGGUAGUUAUUGUUUUGCAGGAGAGCCAUGUUACUGCAGCGGUUUGCAGCAGUGUCUUUAAUGAUUGACAGGCGAGAUUGUAUGACGUCAUAGUUAGAAUGUUUCGUUUAGUUAGAAUGAUCUGGAAAUCAUGUCAUUUCCUGUCUCUGGCCUGUAACACGAGUUAGUGCUGUCCCUGUAUAGUUCAGACGUGUGUGGCUGUAUUAAUAUUAUUCUAGUGUCAGAUUUUGUUGUUUGAAUCUGCAUGUAUAAAUAUGAGCUUAGGAUAUGUACCGGUACUGGUAUUGAGUUCAGUUGCAUAUUGUUUUGACGAAAAGGUAAUUGAUUGUUAUGUUCUUGUUUACACAGUUUGUUAUAAUAAUCUGCCAGAGAAGCACCGAAUUCAAUGUCAGUUACCGCAGUUUCAACAUUAUAAUUAUCAAUUAGCAUUUAACCGGAACACAAUAUUUCAUGUUUGAUGACAUUACUGCAUUAUUUCUGGACUUUGUCCUGUGGAAGCUGGAUUUUCAUGCUAUUAAAAUAUUGAAACACGAGUCAAGCUGCAUU